Messenger RNA from Drosophila persimilis, 1374 nucleotides. It is a transcript of the gene C901, whose product is annotated as neurogenic locus protein delta. Gene Ontology annotation, biological process: cell communication; motor neuron axon guidance. The coding region runs from base 1 to 1374 and encodes 457 amino acids. Lineage: Eukaryota; Metazoa; Arthropoda; Insecta; Diptera; Drosophilidae. Gene Ontology annotation, cellular component: membrane. The transcript has 8 exons. The record is from RefSeq and is a predicted model, not a curated record.
AUGUUGCCGUGCAAUUUAGGGGUGCCGGCGACGGUCCUACUGACCACCAUGAUCACCACACUCAGCAUAGAAGACAGCGACGCUUACAGGCGAAACUUUGAGGUUCGCCAAAGCAGCAACUCCAAGAUUCCGCUCUGGAAAAAACGUGCGUGCGAGAAGCCCCAAAACAACAAGGCCAAUUCCCACUAUGUGUGCGACGAGGAGGGCGACUUCACGUGUCUGCCCGGAUGGCAGGGCGACCUCUGCCAGGUGCCCAUGUGCCGGCGAGGCUGUGAUCCGAUGAACGGCUACUGCCAGCGGCCAGGCGAGUGCCGGUGCCGCAUCGGCUACAGUGGCGAGAUGUGCGACAAGUGCAUUCCGCUACCGGGGUGCCAGCACGGUGACUGCACCAAGCCCUUUGAGUGCAUCUGCAAGCCCGGCUGGUCUGGACUCUUCUGCACAGAACCCAGCUGUCGAAGUGGAUGUCACAGUACCCGCGGCUACUGCGAGGCCCCCGGAGAGUGCCGCUGCCGCAUUGGCUACGCGGGUCGCACUUGCGGCGAGUGCGCCACCAUGCCGGGCUGCCAGCACGGGACCUGCAACAAGCCGCUAGAAUGCCUCUGUCUGCCCGGAUACACGGGACUGCUCUGCCAGACGCCUCUAUGCGCCUCGGAUUGCAGCAAGCAGCACGGCUACUGCCGCAGGCCUGGCGAGUGUCGCUGCAAGGUGGGCUGGACGGGCAGCCAGUGCGACAAGUGCUUCCCCUAUCCCGGUUGCGCGAACGGAGACUGCGAGGCGCCCUGGGAGUGCAACUGCCAUCCUGGCUGGGGCGGUAUGCUGUGCGAUGAAAAGCUGAGCUACUGCGUGGAGAAUCCGGAGACGUGCGAGAACGAGGGCAAGUGCGUCUCGGUGAGCCGCGAGGACGGCAGCUAUCGGUGUCUAUGUCGGCAGGGGUAUCUUGGGAAGAACUGCGAGAUACGCGACGACUUUUUGCUUACAUCGGUGGCGCCACUGCGCAUUACCCCGCCGCCCCUUCCGCUGGAGCUGGACGAUGUGGUCGCAGGUGUGCCUGAUGACAGCGACAACGGCAACGGCAACGGCAACACAAUGGGUGGGCAGGUGGAAAAGUUUCCAGCAAGUAACGUGCCAAAACGCCGGACAAAUGACACCGCAGCUCUAAAGACAACGUUGGCGCCAGCUGCACCGGCAACAUCAGCGGGCGUGACCACCACCCAGGCCCAUACCGGGGCCGAGUAUGAGGCAGAGGCAGACGAGGAUGACGACGAUGAUGAGGAGGAGGACGGCGAGUACGAGGAGGAUGAUGAGGACGAGGAGGACGAGGACGAGGAAGACGAUGAGGAUGACAACGAUCAACUCCUACCAAAUAUUAUAUAA